AUGGAGAAUCCUAAAAUUCAAGAGGCGCGAGAAACGCUGGAUGUUCUUCACGAAAUUGCUACAAUCUUAAAUGCCAAUGUUGAUCGCGAGACAAUAUCGCUGUGUGUUCAACUUUGUGAGGAAGGAGUAAAUCCGGAGGCAUUGGCUGCAGUUGUUAAGGAGUUACGAAGAGAAAGUUAUUCCAACAAGGUUUCUGAAGGAGCCACCGUGACUGCUUCAUCAACUGCAGGAGGUGAAAAUGGGGGUGCAACCACUACAUCAUCUGCGUCAGGAUCCAAGAAUUAA
This is a messenger RNA of Ambispora leptoticha, 285 nucleotides long. The record is from the annotation of a GenBank genome assembly. NCBI's taxonomy places the organism in Eukaryota, Fungi, Glomeromycota, Glomeromycetes, Archaeosporales, Ambisporaceae.